Molecule: messenger RNA, 699 nt
Organism: Gongylonema pulchrum
Lineage: Eukaryota; Metazoa; Nematoda; Chromadorea; Rhabditida; Gongylonematidae
Source: the annotation of a GenBank genome assembly
GAGGCUUUUGCCGUAUGGGAAAAGCAGCUGGCUCCUACAGCACUGGCUCUUCCUGAUGGCCCGCAGCGGCAGCGGUACGGUGCUGUGGCCAAGCUGCUUGCGGCGUGUUUGUUUGAUUCUGACGAGUACACGAAAGCAGUUGUGUGUUUGGCGCACGUCGUACGUCUGCUUGAGAACGAUACGCACUCUCGGCUAUUGCUCACAUGCUGGUUAUGUUUUCUGGGGCACUGGUCACUGGCCAGGAUGCAGUUGAAUCGGAGGAUGAAGGAGAAGAAGCCAGUCACUGCCCAUUCAGCUGUCAUUGAUGGAGCCAUUGACUGCGCUAUAAAGCUGCAUACUUCUAAUACGGAGAUUGGGGACCCGCUGUUUAAUAUGGAAGCGAUGAAAGCUCGGUACGAGACGCUUGUGAAAUGCCGAAGUAGCGUGUUUUACGAAGACGAGAAUAUCUUGGAGAGUGAAAAUUUCAAAGCCCUGGAAAGAGUGCCGUUUUCAAAGGAAGGCACACUGAAUGAUUCGAAAAUUGAUGAAUAUUUGAAAUUGAACGCAGUUGUGGCGGAACAUUUCAUUCUCACUGCGCAGUUUGCCCUCAAAUAUAUCGAAAAAGGAAUUCUUCGUGAGAGUGAAAACGAGACGCUUAGAUUACUGCAGCAAAUGUUCAAAGCCGCAAGCAUGCAGAGGUAUCUGCUUAACUUUUCUUAA